Perognathus longimembris pacificus (Pacific pocket mouse) is the source of this 804-nucleotide messenger RNA. It is a transcript of the gene Ndufb6, whose product is annotated as NADH:ubiquinone oxidoreductase subunit B6. The record is from RefSeq and is a predicted model, not a curated record. The coding region runs from base 137 to 523 and encodes 128 amino acids. The transcript has 4 exons. Gene Ontology annotation, biological process: mitochondrial electron transport, NADH to ubiquinone; mitochondrial ATP synthesis coupled electron transport. NCBI's taxonomy places the organism in Eukaryota, Metazoa, Chordata, Mammalia, Rodentia, Heteromyidae.
CCGCGCGCCGCUCACAAGCGUCCGCGCAAGGUCGCUCCGCGCAGGUCCGAGGGUGACCGGGCCCAGGUUCCGGGGGUGUCGCCUUGUCCUUGUUGCUUCGCCUCUUCCCCAGCUCCCCCCCCCCCCGCAGGGCGACAUGACGGGGUACACGUCGGAUGAGAAGCUGCGGCUGCAGCAGCUGCGGGAGCUCAGAAGGCAAUGGCUGAAGGACCAGGAACUGAGUCCCCGGGAGCCCGUGAUACCCCAGCAAAAGGGGUGGCCCGUGGAGGAGUUUUGGAAACGCUUCCUGCGGGAAGAGACCCCCUGGAGGAAGUUGGUCUAUAACACAUAUAAAAACAGCGUGUUUGCUGUUACUCGUGUACUUAUACCCGCCUGGAUUAUUCAUUAUUACGUCAAAUAUCAUGUGGAUACAAAACCAUAUGGCAUUGUUGAAAGGAAGCCAAGAAUAUUCCCAGGUGAUACAAUUCUGGAGACAGGAGAAGUAAUUCCCCCAAUGAAAGAUUUUCCUGAUCAGCAUCACUGAAGAUUAUGUACAACUUUCAAGGCUUACAUAACAGCCCAUCAUUUGUAUUUGUGUUACUAUCUUUACUGAAUAUAUUCCUGGAAAAGUAAUUAAUAAAGUGUGCUCUCGGAAAAGUAUUGUUACUUCCCAAACAUUGUAUAGUUUAACAAAUAACACUAUAACUGAAUAAUUUUAACAACAAAAAAUGAGCAAACCACCUGCUUUUUCAUAAUUUGAAAAACAGGAAGCAGAAAUCAUAUAAUUGGAAAGGUUGUUUCAAUAAAGGAAUAUAAGGACAAACA